Heteronotia binoei (common prickly gecko) is the source of this 2916-nucleotide messenger RNA. RefSeq names its product solute carrier family 35 member B4 (gene SLC35B4). Gene Ontology annotation, cellular component: Golgi membrane; endoplasmic reticulum membrane. The transcript has 10 exons. NCBI's taxonomy places the organism in Eukaryota, Metazoa, Chordata, Lepidosauria, Squamata, Gekkonidae. The coding region runs from base 18 to 1022 and encodes 334 amino acids. Gene Ontology annotation, molecular function: UDP-xylose transmembrane transporter activity; UDP-N-acetylglucosamine transmembrane transporter activity. The record is from RefSeq and is a predicted model, not a curated record. Gene Ontology annotation, biological process: transmembrane transport.
GCGGCAGCCCGGGCAGGAUGCACCCCGCUUUGGCUCUGGGGUUGGUCUACAGCGGGUGUUGCAGCAACGUGGUUUUCCUGGAGUUGCUGAUCAGGGAAUAUCCGGGAAGCGGGAACUUGAUCACUUUCGCUCAGUUCUUAUUCAUCGCCAUUGAGGGCUUCGUCUUUGAAGCCGACUUUGGAAGGAAGCGGCCGGCUAUACCGAUCAGGUACUACCUGAUCAUGGUGGCCAUGUUCUUCACAGUCAGUGUGGUGAACAACUACGCCCUCAACUUGAACAUUGCCAUGCCGCUGCACAUGAUCUUUAGAUCGGGGUCUUUGAUAGCUAGCAUGGCGCUGGGCAUCGUUAUUUUGAAGAAAAGGUACAGCAUCUACAAAUACACCUCCAUAGCCCUCGUGUCUCUGGGCAUCUUCACUUGCACCUUAAUGUCUGCAAAGCAAGUGAGUUCCGAUUCAAGCAGAAGCGAAGAGGACGACAGCAUCUCUACUUUCUUGUGGUGGUUGCUAGGCAUCGCGGCCCUAACUUUCGCCCUCCUGAUGUCUGCUAGGAUGGGGAUCUUCCAGGAGACGUUGUACAAGCAGUUUGGCAAACAUUCGAAAGAAGCCCUCUUCUACAAUCAUGCUCUGCCCAUCCCCGGCUUCCUUCUCCUGGCUCCAGACAUCUACAGGCACGCGAUGCUCUUCAGCCAGUCUGAACUGUUCCAAAUCCCAGCCUUGGGCUUGAGCUUGCCAAUCAUGUGGUUCUACCUCGUCAUGAACGUCAUCACUCAAUACGUUUGCAUACGGGGCGUCUUCAUCUUGACUACCGAGUGCACCUCCCUGACCGUCACGCUCGUGGUAACGCUCCGGAAGUUCGUCAGCCUCAUCUUCUCCAUCCUAUACUUCAGGAACCCCUUCACCACCUGGCACUGGAUUGGCACCCUCUUUGUCUUCGUGGGGACUCUGAUGUACACCGAGGUGUGGAAUUCUCUGGGUCUUCGGAUGGAUGUGAAGAAAAAGCUGGACGACUUGAAGCAGGAGUGAUUCCGGACUCCGCUGGAAAGCUCACGAUGACUGCUGCACUGAACGAGAGACUUUUUCUUUUCCUGCUGAGGAUUUCUAUAGCACAGGACAGAAAAUUCCCUUCUUGUGGAAGUCGGGGAUUGGUUUUUGUAAUACAAAAAAAUAACUGAUCUUGGCUAUGCCAAGCAGCUGAGUGAAUCCCCUGCAGUGGGGAAAAUGCUUUUCAACUCCAAGGGAUUUUGACAAGGGGAAACAUGUCGCGGUUUCGACCGAGAUCGGUCCGAGUCUUAUCUCACAUUUGUUUUGUUCGCACCCGAUAGCCGCUCGUUGCAGGGCCAGCUUCGUGUCUCGUUCGUGCUGUGUGGUCCGUACAGCGAAUAUUCUGGGUGAUUCGUAGCAUACACUUUUUUUUUAGUUGUUAAGUACAUUUGACCGGUGGCCUUGUGGUGCAAGAACCCUGUGUUCAUUGUGCUCUUGAUAGGGGUUGGAUUCUCUUGCGGCAGGUUGCAUCUUUGUGAGGCGAGGAUGCAGUCAAAGAAAUGGCUCGCUGCGUAAAACUCGUGUGGGGUUUACAGCAUGGCAAAGUAGCCACUUGUGUAGAAUAUUGUCGAAUUCUUUAUAGGUUUUCUUAUUUUCACUCUAGUUUUCCCGACACUACUCUGCCUUCAAGAUUUGGGCAAAGAGAGCACAGGUAGCGGUCAUUUAAGGGUAGGAUUUUGGGUGGUUUUUGCCUGGCAGAUAGUUUCAUGCUGAUCAGGCAGUUUAUAAUUUUAAAACGUGGUUCCUCUGCUGUCAAACGUGCCUGUCACAAAAUGAUUUCCAUCCUGUUGAGGGUGGCCUAUAUCUCCUAUGUCUUGUCCUCCUGGGAUGGUACUAUCUUUUAAAUACUGUAAUCUUUUUGCGGCAUUACUAGUUUACAGAUGUCCUAGUGCUCUCUUCCUGGCCCUUGUACAAUUAAAAAAAGGGGGUGGAGAAGAGAUGAAUAAUCUCUGUGUGUAGAUCUUUCUCCUUACCAUAUCUCUUGAUUUCUGCAGUAGUUUAGCAGUACUCACAAACCUCUGGGGUGGAACCAGAGAGAUAUUGUGGCUGACCUGCCAAAUGGAAAUAAUGGGGCUGCCCCACAUCUGCUCCCCACCCCUAUGUAGUGGUGCUCGCCAUGAGAUGAUAUAAUGCUGAGUCCCCGCAACCCUUGGUUCGAAUUUGGUUUUAAUGAUUGCUGCUUUCAGAUGAAGAAUUGUGAGUUUUCUGUGAAGAGGCUUGCCAGCUAAGGCAAUAUGCUGCCCAUAGCUACAAUUUCCAGGGUUCUUUAAAGGAAGCCGGGAUAGUUUCAAAAUUAAUUUCAAAUGGAGAGGGGACAUACCCAGAAGGGCUUAGAAAUGGAGUGAGGGGUCUAGACUAUGGAGAAUCAAUUCGUUGUUAGAUCAACUAUUCCUCUUCAGGUGCCACAGAACUUUUGGAAAUCCAGCAAGCUGAGAUCCACUCCAGGAAGGGCACAGAAUAAGCUACACUGUUCUGAGGUAUUUGUGAGGUUAGUUUCUUAACCCAAGGAUGCUCAAAUAGGCAGAUAACAGGCAUAUCCGGUCCAGUCACUGUCCUGAACCUUUUGCUUGGUUUGGCAAAGAUAGCUGGGGCAGAAGGGGUUAUCUGCUGGUUACCACCGUUUAGAAAAAAAGCUGUACAACUUCUCCUACCGCUAUUUAAUGAUGCAGAAUCCCUGCUGAGGCUGGUUUUUAACAUCUCCAGCCACGAGUCGUCCCAUGUAUGUAUACAGUAUUUAUAUAUUGCUGUCUGGCUCCUCGUGCAAAUAAGUUAAUUCUGCAUUUGUUUCUCGUAGGUGUAUACCGAGGGGUUUUGUUGUGCGUGUAAUGCUGUUUUGUCUUUUUUUGAAAAAAAAAAAAGGUAUAGUUUCCCGCCA